Molecule: messenger RNA, 1242 nt
Organism: Cladophialophora immunda
Lineage: Eukaryota; Fungi; Ascomycota; Eurotiomycetes; Chaetothyriales; Herpotrichiellaceae
Exons: 2
Coding region: 1-1242 (413 amino acids)
Source: RefSeq, a predicted model, not a curated record
AUGUCUUCCUUGCGCAGACCUGCAGCUGCCCAACGAAGCAGCUACUACGCAAUCGAAGGCUCUGCCUUUCUCGAUGACUACUCUCCCGAGAUAGUCCGCACUGGGACCUUGGGUCAGAAGGUCGACCGCCUCUUCAAACGCCGAAAGACUAGCUGGCAGGACAUUGAAAGAAGAUCCGAGCGGAAAUCGAGACCAUGGAACCCUCUUCUCGACUACCUUUGGGACCACAGAUAUCCUCUUCGUGCGCUCUUGUCAAUCACGGCAGCCCUGCUCGAGUUGUUGUUGCUAUUAUUCCUCUUUUGCACAUACUACACCUUACCUGCCGAUCCGCAUACCGGCGCGAAGCCACCUCGGGUCGCUGAUCUCUACUCUACUUUUCCUUUCAUGAGCUGCGUUGGCUCGAAGAAACUCUCGGUCUAUCAAAGUCUGACCUUUUGCGUGGUACUUCUCGGCAUCACGUCGACCGCGAUCAGCUUCUAUUUCACCCGGGACGACCACCUAGGCUGGCAAACGCGUCGCGCAGGAUGGCUCGCAAGUGUUGUGGGAGCUGGUCUCAGUAUCUGGGUUGUCUUUGCCGCAGCGACGCCCAACAGGCAUCUCCACCUUCUCGUUACCGCGGCUAAAGCGAUCACCGUCUUCUCCAUCAAAUCCACCGGACUGCUGGUUGAUCAUUUGGAACGCCGAAAGUAUCCCGCGCUUCGAGAGGUCGGUGUGAUCAAGAUUUUGCUGUGGUGGAGAGCUAUAACGUUGGUGUUCGCAUUUCCGCUUGCCCUAAUGACCAACAUAGCCAUCUUCGGCUGCAACGGGUCCAAACCUGAAGAUAUCCAGACACCAGGAACCAGAUGCUACCGUAUCAUGGCACUGGGGGCACCUGCAGAGUGGCUGUACGCACUCACCACCGUCUCCUGGAGCCUAGCAAUCGCCUUCGACGUCUAUACAACGCCCAUCGUUAGCAAGGUGAAAUCUCAACAAGAUCAGGCAGAGAUAGGACUGUUGACGUCGCCUUCGACCGGGCAAUGGGGCACCCACCCUCACAGUCCGGAAAGUCCAGCAUUUUUCAUCUCACCGGACAAGGACGAGGACUUCGGUUUCAGUCAGUCGGGCAACAAAGGAAAUCGCAGCAGACACUCUGAGAAUCUCGAUACAAAUUCUACGCAUCUCCAUAGUGAGCAUGAUGUCGCAGUCAACGAUGAGCCUGAAGAGGACCUCGGACCGGCCGUUCGAACAAGAGACUGGGCGUGA